UUGACAGGCGGCUUCGCUCACCUGCUGCUGCGUGUUGGAGAAGUUUAAGCUCAGAAAGUUAAGGACUGAAAACCCUUUUUCCUGUCAGCUUUAACACUUUUAGCUCAUUUAACCGUGCAGCGGCUCUGUUCCUGGUUGCUAGGGUUACCCGUUACCAGGGUUACUAUGGCUGACCAGGCUGCUGAAGAAGAUGAGCAGGGAGUAGCAGAAGGAGGAUCUCUCACUGAAGCCCAGAGACAGAUGUUGGACAGAUGUCUGCACGCGCUCAGGCACGCCAAGAAUGAUAGCCAGACGUUAGCUGCGCUGCUGCUGAUGACCCGCCUGUGCCCGGCCAACCAGCUGGAUAAAUCCACCGUACGGCGCAUCUUUGACGCGGUGGGCCUAAACCUGCCGGCCCGGCUCCUGGUGACGGCCGUUCGGGGGGCCGACGGAUCGGCUCUGCCCCCCCAGGAGCUGCUGUCUCUGGGCGCGGCUCUGCUCGCCGCCCUGAGCGCAGACCCCGUCAUGGCCGCCCACCCCCAGCUGCUUGCCACCAUCCCCCUGCUGCUUGACCUCCUGGCCGAGGGGGGUGUGUGUCACCAGCAGAACCGGGCCGGGGUCGGCCCAGAGGACCUUCCCAAAGGGCCCGAUGAGGCGAGGAGGAGGAGGAGUUCUGCUGGGGAUGAAGGCAGCGAUGCAGACGGGUCUGCAGCCUCCAGACUGGAGCAGGCCGUGGCUGCUGACUGCUUCCAGGUUCUGACGGCUGUGUGCGCUCUACCCAGGGGCCCCGAGCAGCUCCUGAACCGGGGGGCCGUCCCUGCUCUGUGCCGGGCCGUGGAACAGAACCGGACCCCGACCCACCAGAGGGCGCUCUCCCUUCUCGGGAUCCUGCUCUGCAGUAAAGCCAAAGAGAAAGCCUGGAGGAACCACCAAGCAGAGCUCCUCUCUCUGCUGCUCCGACUCUCCAGAGACUUGCUCCGGUCGGCGGACCUGAGCCGCUUCCAGAUGUGCUCCUCCCUGGUGGCGUUCCUGCCCCCCGCAGGCGUGGCGUCGCAGAGCGAGGAGCUGAAGGAGGCGGUGAGCAGCGUGUGGGCGGCGCUCAGACCCAUGCUGCAGGCCAAGUUAACGCCCAAACAGAUGGGCCCGGUUCUGGUCCUCGGUGCCUGCUUACUGGACCUGUACGGCUGGGAGUCGGCCGGUCCACCCAAGUUCUGCUGCCUGCUGGUGAACCGGGCCUGCGUGGAGGUCAGGAUGGCUUUGGAAGAACCUCCUGGGAACGAUCUGAGCGCAGAGCUGCAGAACACGCUCACAGGAUGUUACCGCAUCAUGGAGGCCGCCAUGGAGCAGGCCUGCACCUCCUUAGACGCGGCGCCGCCUCCCGGCUCCUCCCUCAGCCUGCAGCAGAGCCAGCAGGUCCUCGGGGUUCUGCAGGAGGCCUUCUCCGCCGUCAUGUUCCACCUGCAGCAGGUGGAUCCCAGCCGCUUCUCCGAGCCGUUCGUGUUGGCGUCGUUCCGCGCUCUCUGCUCGUGGCUGGCUGAGGAGACGUCCUGCCUGAAAGAGGAGGUCACCGCGCUCUUGCCGUUUCUGGUCGAUUACGCUCGCCGUCACCUGCAGGAAGGACCCUCUGGGCGGGGCCUCUCUGAUUGGAUGGCCCAGGUGUCCGUCAGUGAGGAGGGAGGAGUCUGGACUGGCGAGGAGGCUCUCAGGUACCUCCUUCCUGCUCUGUGCCACCUGUCGGCAGAGGACGCUCCCCGGAAGGUUCUGCUGGACCUGGACACCCCGCUGCUGCUGGUGGACUUCCUGAAGCGGACCUGGACCUCCAUGAGGGGGAGGAGUGGCUCGGCGCUGACCAGAGACCCCAGCAUGGAGACGGCGUGCUCCGCCCUCCUCAACUUCAUAGUGACGGAGCCGGAGAGAGUCAGGAAGGAUCCGUGUUUCAGAGCGCUGGAGGCCCAUCUGAGUGAAGCUCUUCCUGUUCUGGUCAAUAAGCCCCGCCUCCUGGUCCUAGCAGCCAAUUACUGCACUGUGGGGCUGAUGAUCGGCCGACUGAAGCCUCCAGCUGCAGGUCCGGCUGAAGCCGCCCAGAGACGGUUCUUCUCUGCAGCUCUGCGGCUCCUCCAGGGCGCCCUGCGCUCCUCCUCGGGUUCCGGUCCGGUGAGCGACGGCUGGAAGGAGGCGGCGGAGCUGUGGCGUCUGUCCCUGCAGGCCCUGGGAGGCUGCGUCCGGACUCAGCCGUGGAUCGUCGCUCUGAUCCGAGAUGAAGGCUGGCUGAAGCACGGCGUGCUGACGGGGGGCGGCGCCCCACCUGACCCUCAGACCGAGGAAGUUCUGGAGGAGGUUCUGUGUGCCGUGGCGGAGCGCUGCCAGGACUGUCGGCAGGAGAUCAGGGAAAUGAUGAGGAGCGGAGGGGGAGGAGCUCUGAGGAUGAAGAGUCUGAGGAAGAUGGUGGGAGUUUGAAGCUCGGGAGGCCAGAUGUUUCUGUCAAAUGAUGAAUAAAGAUUAUUUUACUACA
Messenger RNA from Cyprinodon variegatus (sheepshead minnow), 2491 nucleotides. It is a transcript of the gene ncdn, whose product is annotated as neurochondrin. The transcript is spliced from 7 exons. Gene Ontology annotation, cellular component: dendrite. Gene Ontology annotation, biological process: neuron projection development; regulation of neuronal synaptic plasticity. NCBI's taxonomy places the organism in Eukaryota, Metazoa, Chordata, Actinopteri, Cyprinodontiformes, Cyprinodontidae. The record is from RefSeq and is a predicted model, not a curated record. The coding region runs from base 166 to 2436 and encodes 756 amino acids.